Messenger RNA from Lingula anatina, 2293 nucleotides. RefSeq lists its product as uncharacterized. Gene Ontology annotation, cellular component: extracellular matrix. Gene Ontology annotation, biological process: cell adhesion; extracellular matrix organization. The record is from RefSeq and is a predicted model, not a curated record. Lineage: Eukaryota; Metazoa; Brachiopoda; Lingulata; Lingulida; Lingulidae. Gene Ontology annotation, molecular function: cell adhesion molecule binding.
AUAAAGGUAUUCUAACUGUGGAAGCAUUGCGCAUACAAAUCACGGAGGAGGAGAGAGAAAUAAGCAAAAACACGUUGAUAAAACACAGAAAAGACACGAUGCAGAAAGCCAGUCGACAGCUGACCAUUUUGGUAAGCUUGAUAUUCGGAUCCCACGUUCUAUCAGCGACAGCCCAAACGCCGCCUUACUCCAACAACCAAGCUGCGUACGGCCCACAGUACGGCACCACACAGUACAGCGUACAAUCCCCAGCGCACGGUCAGUAUAGCGGGAUACAGGGUGCGUACAACCCUAAUGCGUACUCCAACCAGGUACCGCCGAACCAACAAUAUUACCGUCCAUCAACGCAAGGCCAAGGGGUCCAAUAUACUUUACCCCCUCAGUAUUCAACUGGCACGCAGUACAGAACACCAACUUACGGCGGUACGCAAUAUAUUACGCCCAACCAGUACGGUACGCAAACCCAGUACGCUACGCCUAACCAAUACGGUACGUCUCAGUAUCCACUUCAACUGCAGUACAACUCACAGACAGGGCUUUAUUUGGAUCCUCAAACGGGCAUAUACUACAGACGUCAGUACAACACGCAAACGGGACAGUUUGUAAACGUACCUGUGAAUAGGCAGUAUGGACAGUCCACACCACAGUAUAGUGGACAGUACGGGAGACCAGUCUACUCCGGACAGACAGGGCAGUAUAAUCCACAAUACACUUCCCAAGCUGGACAAUAUAACCCACAGUAUACCAGACCGACAGGACAAUAUAACCCACAAUAUACAACGCAAACAGGACAAUAUAACCCACAAUAUACAACGCCAACAGGACAAUAUAACCCACAGUAUACCAGACCGACAGGACAAUAUAACCCACAAUAUACAACACCAACAGGACAAUAUAACCCACAGUAUACCACACCGACAGGACAAUAUAACCCACAGUAUACCACACCGACAGGACAAUAUAACCCACAGUAUGGUACACGGCCUGGACAAUAUAACCCACAAUACGGUACGCGGCCAGGACCCUACAACCCACCGUUCAACACCCUGCCACCAUUCAUGCCCAACGAUCUGGGAAGUGUCCUGCAGAGACUGGGGACGUUUACUGCCGUCAACCUCAUACAGAGUGCUGGCCUCUACAGCACCAUUGCCAAUAGUCAAGAUCCAUUGACGCUAUUUAUCCCCACGGACGCCGCGUUCAACCGUCUCCCCCAGGAUCUCCUUCAGAAGAUCACCACUAACCGUACAGAGUUAGCCAAACUUCUCUCCUACCACGUGGUCCCCGGGGCGGUCACCUCUCAGGACCUCAGUAACGACCUGGAGGGAGAAUCGGUGGAGGGAAGCAAAGUCAGGAUCAACAUCUACCAAAAUGGAAGGGUUAUUACAGCAAACGGGGCUCCAAUUGUUGCUUUUGACCGCAUGGCAACCAAUGGCGUCAUUCAUGUUAUAGACAAAGUCAUGAUGCCCAUUGGAACCGGAGACGUCUUUGAGGUGGUUGCCAAUGACUUCAACUUUUCCACCUUGGUGUCGGCUUUGUCCAGGACAAAUCUAGUAUUUGCUCUUAAAGAACCGGGUCCAUUUACGUUGUUCGCACCAACAAACGACGCUUUCAACAACCUCCCCCCGGGCCUGCUGAAUGCACUCAUGUCCGACAUGAACGCGCUGACGGAGGUUCUGAAGUACCAUGUGGUAUCAGGCACCGGAUACAGUGCAGGGUUUUCGAAUGGGCAAAUGGUCGACACGAUGGUACCAGGAAAAGCUUCUAGGGUCACCAUAUAUGGUCCCAAUGGCCCAUAUCUGAUCAACAACGUUCCGAUCACAGAGGAGGAUCAGCACGCUAAAAAUGGCGUCGUGCACACCAUAGAACAGGUGAUGAUCCCGCCAAAUUUGUACCUAAACCCAAACCCAGACCCCAUACAACAGUUGCUCAACAUGGUACCCAGUAAGUGAAGCAGGACUGAAAAAGGACGCAUAUUACUUGUAAGAGCUGGGUUUUAAGAUCGAAAUCCAUUUAUUAAUUUAUUUACUUACUUUUGAAAGCAUCAUCCUUUCGAAACUAUGUCAAGUAAAUCAUGACUGGUAGAUUAGAGGCAAAUAUGUCACAAACUUUGUUUUAACCAUAGAAAUAACAUAGGCGUGUGUUCACUCAUAUGUUUAAUGGCUAACAGCACCUAUUUUAACGUAUCUUUCAAAUGAGGUGUUAGAUUUUCUUUUUCAUGUGUCUUAGCGAUAUAUCAAAUUGUUUGUUAUAUGCACAUUUGCGUUUGAAAUAAAAUACUUUGUUUAGUUGAUAA